Molecule: messenger RNA, 795 nt
Organism: Diversispora eburnea
Lineage: Eukaryota; Fungi; Glomeromycota; Glomeromycetes; Diversisporales; Diversisporaceae
Source: the annotation of a GenBank genome assembly
AUGCAAAAGGAAGAACUUAAUUGGAUAAAUGGUGACCGUGGUAAUAAUGCGACUGGUAAACUUGAAUUAAGAGAUGAAGUUAAUUCAACGUCAACAGAAUCUUCCACCAGCACUACUGCUACUGCCACGAAAAGAGCUCCUUUAACUACAGAUUCGGAACCUGAUACUACUUCACCUCCUGAAGAUUCCCCCACUUCUUCACCUGAAAAUUCACCCACUUCUUCACCUGAAAAUUCACCCACUUCUUCACCUGAAGAUUCACCCACUUUUUCACCUGAAGAUUCACCCACUUCUUCACCUGAAGAUUCUCCCACUUCUUCAGAUUCACCCACCUCUUCACCUCCUGAAGAUUCACCCACUGAUUCACCUGAUACUCCAUCUGAAACUGAAACUCCAUCACCCACCACUUCACGUAAAACUUCAAACUCAAAUACAAAAACCGAUGCCACAACUCCCACCACUAAAGACACCCCCAAAACCACUGACUCAGAUGAUGAUGAAACUUCGACAAUAGAUUCCAUAAAAACUACAAAAUUGACCACAUAUAUUACAUCUGAAACGACAGUUAUUCCAGGAAGUACAUCAGCAUUUACCACACAAGAUGAGCAAGGUGUAUUAACUGUUAUGACUACUGAGAUACCUGCCUCGACCGUAGUAGUCGUAAAAAGUGUUGUCACAGCUCAAACUGAUACUUCUUCUCCAGAUGUGCCAAGUUCAAGUAAUACUUUAAAUAUGAGUAUUGGGUUAAAUCUUUUAAUUUGUAUAAUUAGUAUAGGCUAUAUGGUUGUCGUAUAG